AUGAAAAAAUUUAAUAAUGAAAGCAAUGGAACAAUAAUCAAUCCAUUCCAAGAUUUAUGUAUAUUAAAUAAUAUUUUACAACAAUCAUUUUAUAAUUUUAAUAAUAAUUAUUAUGAAAAUAUUAAUUUUAAUCAAAAUAAUUUGAAUUCAAUUAUAAAAAUUUAUAUUGGAUAUGGAAAUUAUAAUCUGACUUGCCAAUCAAUCUCAAUUUCAAACUUUAAUAAUAUUUCAAUAUCUCCGUAUAAUUUUAAUCAAAAUCAAACAAUAAUUGAAAAUUUAUUUUUAAAUCUUGAAAAUACAAAUUUAAUAAUUAAUGGUCCAUAA
This is a messenger RNA of Dictyostelium discoideum AX4, 324 nucleotides long. RefSeq lists its product as hypothetical. The transcript has 2 exons. The record is from RefSeq and is a predicted model, not a curated record. NCBI's taxonomy places the organism in Eukaryota, Evosea, Eumycetozoa, Dictyosteliales, Dictyosteliaceae. Bases 1 to 324 code for a protein of 107 amino acids.